This is a messenger RNA of Polyodon spathula (Mississippi paddlefish), 4456 nucleotides long. Its product is annotated as casein kinase I. Gene Ontology annotation, molecular function: ATP binding; protein serine/threonine kinase activity. Gene Ontology annotation, cellular component: plasma membrane; nucleus; cytoplasm. The record is from RefSeq and is a predicted model, not a curated record. Lineage: Eukaryota; Metazoa; Chordata; Actinopteri; Acipenseriformes; Polyodontidae. Gene Ontology annotation, biological process: endocytosis; positive regulation of canonical Wnt signaling pathway; signal transduction. The coding region runs from base 487 to 1863 and encodes 458 amino acids. The transcript is spliced from 13 exons.
CUGCAGGAGCCUUUCACAGCUCCGAAGAGAAGCAAGGAAAAAGGGGUACAAAGCUGUCGGAUAAAAUAUAAAGCUUUAACACGUCCAGACUUGUCGAUACCAUCCACUGGACCGAGAUCGCUAUUAGAACCUGCGGGAUUGAACACAACCAACACAGAGUAAAGGUGGUAGGAGUGUUUCCCUUAAGAAGCCAAUGUGGAUCCCUGCGGCCGGCCCCGGCAUUCUCUCAUGGUGAUGAAGUGACAGCAUGCUGCAGUAAAGGGAGGCUGGCGCUGGCCCAUGUGCACACUUGGAGCUCUGCUGCGCAAGUGACUACCUGCAGCUUUUAAAAUUUGUAUAGUUCUAUAUUUUUUAUUUAUUUAUUUAUUUUUUUAAAUACUAUUCUCGAGAGGGGGAGCUCAGGCUCAGACUCUGCCAUUUUUGGCUGGCUGGCUAACUGGCUGGCAGGGACUGGGAGCUGGGAGGGUGAAGGACUUGCCUUGAAUCAUGGAUCACCCGAUCAGAGACAAGGAGACGGAGCGAGGGCAGAGAGCCAGCAAGGUGCUGCAGGGACGCAGCGGGCAUCGGCCUUCCUGCUCCACCACUUCCUCUGGGGUCCUCAUGGUGGGGCCCAACUUUAGAGUGGGCAAGAAGAUCGGCUGCGGCAACUUUGGAGAACUCCGAUUGGGUAAAAAUCUGUACACAAACGAAUACGUAGCCAUCAAAUUGGAACCAAUCAAGUCCCGAGCUCCACAGCUCCAUCUAGAAUACCGCUUCUACAAGCAGCUGGGCAGCACAGCAGAGGGAUUGCCCCAGGUGUUUUACUUUGGCCCCUGUGGAAAGUACAAUGCCAUGGUCCUGGAGCUACUGGGUCCCAGCCUAGAAGACCUGUUUGACCUCUGCGACAGGACUUUCUCACUCAAGACUGUGUUAAUGAUAGCCAUACAACUGAUCUCGCGGAUGGAGUACGUGCACUCAAAGAACUUGAUAUACAGGGACGUGAAGCCUGAGAAUUUCCUCAUUGGACGGCAGGGCAACAAGAAGGAACACAUUAUUCACAUAAUAGACUUUGGACUGGCCAAGGAGUACAUAGACCCUGAAACCAAAAAACACAUCCCCUACCGGGAACACAAGAGCUUGACCGGGACUGCUAGAUACAUGUCCAUCAACACACAUCUAGGGAAAGAACAAAGUCGGCGGGAUGACCUGGAAGCAUUAGGCCAUAUGUUUAUGUAUUUUCUCCGGGGCAGUCUUCCUUGGCAGGGGCUAAAGGCAGACACCCUGAAGGAACGCUAUCAGAAGAUCGGAGACACAAAACGAAACACUCCCAUAGAGGUUCUCUGUGAGAACUUCCCAGAAGAGAUGUCAACGUACCUGCGCUAUGUGAGACGGUUAGAUUUCUUUGAAAAGCCAGACUAUGAAUAUUUACGGACGUUGUUUACUGAGCUGUUUGAGAGGAAAGGCUACACUUUUGAUUACACUUACGACUGGGUCGGACGGCAGAUUCCCACGCCGGUAGGGUCGGUUCACGUGGAUUCGGGAACAUCAGCGAUCACACGUGAGAGUCACGCCCACAGAGACCGGCCUUCCCAACAGCCGCUCCGCAACCAGACGGCUUCUUCAGACCGCAGAGGAGCCUGGGAAGUGCAGCCCAAUCGGCAGACAAAUACCUCUUACCUAACGUCCCACCUGGCCGCGGACAGGCACGGGGGAUCAGUACAGGUUGUCAGUUCGACCAAUGGAGAGCUGAAUGCAGACGACCCCUUGGCUGCCCACUCCAGCGCACCAAUCACAGCCCAGGCGGAGGUGGAGGUGGUGGACGAGGCUAAGUGCUGCUGUUUCUUCAAGCGGAAAAGGAAGAAGAACACGCCGAGACACAAAUGACGCCGUUUUUAAGAGAAAUCUAAAUAAAAAGUAAAAGGAAAAAAAUCCAACCUCUUUCUCCAGGGACCUGUGUGUGCGAGCGGCGUGUACGCUCCAAUCUGCUCGUCUCCAAAGGAAAUGAAAUUGUCUGGUUUCUUUUUUUUUUUUUUAAAUGGAUCUCUUAUUGCUUCAAGCCUGAGCCUUCUGCUGGGAUAGAGGAUCUACAAACCACUCAGGCAGGAUUGCACUUCUUACCGUGUCUUAUUAUUGAUUUAUUAUUUUUAUUUGAAUGUCUUUUUUCCAGCAGUUCAGUUUACAAGGGGCCUCUGAAAUGACUUUCCAGCUUUCCUGGCUGGUACUCCUACUGUGUCACUGAAAGAAACUGGGGAUAUAGAAAGACAAUGACUUACCUUAAAGGGGAGGUGUGCCCUCCUACAUCCCUCCCCCUGUUCUCCUCGGUCUACCCAGGACCUCACUGUAAACAAGACUUUGCAUCUCGGGGGGGUGGGGGGGGCAUGUCCUGGCUUAAAUUAAAGAGAGUAAACUAAAACUGACAGUCAAGAAACACAUUUUUUUUCAUACAUUUAUAUAGUUAUGUAGCGUAUAUACUGUGAGAACCAUUUGUGAUCUACUGUUUCAUUUUUCGCCCCAAAGGAUUUCUGUUUAUUUCAGAAUGCCUAUUGUUUAGGUGGAUUCUUUAAUGCACAUAGAAAGCUGACCCGCUACACUGCAUGAGGAUUAAAGUCAUGCUUUUUAUCAGGACCUGUUCGCACUGAAUGGGGGGGUGGGGGUGACCUGGAAUGUGUGCGAAUGGAGAACAUGCAAGCUGACGUAGACAGAUGGACAGAAAAACUGGCGAGAUGGUACAGCAGCUCAAAUCGCAUCUGCCCUACAAUACACAAGUUGUGAUGAUUUUUUUGGUUUGUUUUUUUAAGGUCGUAGUGGCUUUGCAAGAAAACUGCAUCACCUUUGUCAUUUUCUAGCCGUUCGUGUAUUACGAUUGUGAAAGCCUUGGUGUGGAUCUAGCAGUCGGGUUGCUGAGGGGAUGAAGGCACAUACACUGACAUACCCUGCCCCGGCAGCAGUUUGCAUUUCUGUCAAAAGUCUUUCAGCAUUAUUCUCUUUCAGAAAUAAAAAAAGAUUACCUGACAGGGUUUAAAACUAACCAAAAUCUUCUUCCCCCAGUUCAAACGUGCCUGAAUUACCCAGUAACUGAACAAGAACAAAAACAUUUAGGAAGUAAUUGCUGUGGAAUUGAACAUCCCUGAUUUCAGUUGCGCCAUUUCCUUCACCAAGAAAGAACAGGUUUUGUGGGCAAUCAGUGGUGCUUUUGACAACUGAACCCUCUGAGAAACUUGACAUAUUGUUUUAAAAUCUUAUUGGCUUAAUAGCAGUAACUCCGAUAUGGACCCUGGUUAGUGGCCUAUUACAUUGCUUAUUUAAUAGGUCUUUCAUUUACUGUUAACCACAGGCGCACAGUUUGAUCCUAAACCUAAUUCUCAGCAUGUAGCAGUACAUUUUUAGAAUUAAGUACAUAACACAUCCUGGUUGUUUUAUUCAGAUAGUGGUCACAACAGGAAUAGUACUAAAUGAGAUCAUUUGUGUGAUAACAAAGAAAGAAAGGAGAUAGAAAGAAUGUGAGUAAAAAAAGACUUUGUUUAUUGUGAAGUCAGCUGUUCAUAUGGGUGCCCACUGCCAACUCUGGCACAGUGAUGGUUCAAUCUACAAGUUGAGGUCAGUUAGGACUGCAGUCCCAUUGCACUGCACUGUUUUCCUUUGCAUAGAAGACAGCAUCUAAUACUUAAUCAAUAGUGAUUUCUGUAUAUGCAUGCAAAUAAAAUGUGGGGCCAGCUAGUAGUACACAAGGCGUGGGUUUAGAAGAAAUGUAAAAAAUGAAGGGCAGUUUAAGGUGUAUGCCUUUUUAUUUUUAAGCUAAUUGAGUAAUGUUGCCAGUACCAUACAAAUUGAUAAGCUUUUCAUGCAUGUAACCAGGUUUCUACAUACGUACCUGUAAAGGCAGAUUCUGGCAGAUACAGUGCUGCCUGAUGCGUUUAUUUUUUUUUUAUUUUACUUCAGUUUGACACCCAGACAUGGUUUAAGUGAGCCCUAGUCUAUAGCGAGUGGAAACCAAAAGUAGUUACUUUGUCUGUUGGAUAUUUGAGCUUAGCACCUAGCACUGGGUUCAAACCAGUGCUGCUUUCUGUGCCAUAGACGCUCAGGGCAAUGUCCUGUCUGUCAGAGAGAGAUGUCAUUAGUGCGAAAGCCAGAGGAGUUGUCGGGCAUGUGUUUUUGUGCCUGCUUUUCCUCGGUAUGUGCUUCAUUGUGUUAGUUAAACCUACUUUAAAAAACAUUGUCUGUUGUCGGCUAAUCUGGGCCUGUGCCCCUCUGUGACCUGCAAUGUUGCCCUGAUUUUUGCUUUACCGUUAAGAUAAUGUGACAUUUAAUUCCCCACCAUAAUUCCUCGACAUGGUGGCGUGGUGGUUAGCGCUGCUUCCUCACAGCUCCUGGGUUCAAUUCUGGCCUGGGGCUCUGUCUGUGUAGAGUUUGCAUGUUCUCCCUGUGUUCAUGUGGGUUUUCUCUGGUUUCCUCCAGCUGUUCAGGUUGAUUGGUCACU